This is a messenger RNA of Aspergillus bombycis, 837 nucleotides long. Its product is annotated as allantoin catabolism protein. The record is from RefSeq and is a predicted model, not a curated record. Gene Ontology annotation, molecular function: ureidoglycine aminohydrolase activity. Bases 1 to 837 code for a protein of 278 amino acids. The transcript has a single exon. Lineage: Eukaryota; Fungi; Ascomycota; Eurotiomycetes; Eurotiales; Aspergillaceae.
AUGGGCAACGACAAGAACAUCAGUGCAUACUAUGCCCCCACCGGCGGACUGCCGCCCCAGACGCAGCUUCUGACCGACCGUGCCAUGUUCACCGAAGCCUAUACCGUCAUCCCCAAAGGCACCUUCAGCGACAUCGUCACCAGUUUCCUGCCCUUCUGGGAGCAGACGCGGCUGUGGGUGAUCGCCCGUCCGUUGUCGGGCUUUGCCGAGACCUUCUCGCAAUACAUCAUGGAAGUGCAGCCGGGGGGUGGCAGUGACCGCGCCGAGCUCGACGAGAGCGCCGAAGGGGUGCUGUUUGUCGUGGAAGGCCAAGUCAGCGUCACCUUGGCCGGCGAGACGCACACGCUGACGGAGGGGGGAUAUGCGUAUCUGCCUCCGAAAAGCGGAUGGACCCUGCGCAACACUGGCGUGGCGACGGCGCGCUUCCAUUGGAUCCGCAAGGCGUAUGAAUCCGUGGCCGGACUCGACACGCCCGACCCACUGUUCCUCAACGAGAAGGACAUCGUGCCCACCGCGAUGCCAAACACCAACAAUGCCUGGGCCACCACGCGCUUUGUCGACCCAACCGACCUGCGGCACGACAUGCAUGUCACCAUCGUCACCUUCGAGCCCGGCGGUGUCAUCCCCUUCGCGGAAACUCACGUCAUGGAACAUGGCCUGUAUGUCCUCGAAGGCAAGGCCGUCUACCGUCUCAACCAGGACUGGGUCGAGGUCGAAGCGGGCGACUUCAUGUGGUUGCGUGCCUUCUGUCCCCAGGCCUGCUACGCCGGUGGCCCAGGCAAAUUCCGCUACCUGCUCUACAAGGACGUCAAUCGCCACAUGAAGCUCUCGCGAUAG